AGAGCUAGUGAGAUUAUUCCAGCUUUUCUAAUGCACAGCCUUGUAUUGGGCUCCCAGCAAAGGGACUGAACUGGGCCCUGCCCCCUCUGCUCCCCCCUGUCUGCUGCAGAGAGAGUGGCAUCUCCCAAUAUGUUGCCUUGUGUUUGCGGAAGGGACUCACAGUCGCCACUGGGUGGAGCCCUGCAGGUGUCUGUGGGGCUGCGGCUGAGGAGGAGGCUGGGGAGGGGGCAGCAUGACUGGGAAAGAGCCGCUGCUGGGGACCCUGAAAGCGUGCAUCCUCGCCAUCAAGGAGGGGAGCAGCCCAUGCACUGACGCCUCCCCGCACCUAGCCCCCUUCUGCGAGAUCUUGGAAACGAUCCUUCGAAAAGGAAUUAAACAGCCGGUGCUGGGCUUCAAGAGACGAGAUUAUUGGCACUGGUUAGAGCAGCUUCCUCAGCAGGAUACCUGCAUUGGGGUGACCCCCUUGUCAAUCAUGGUAGAGAAAGCCAGUUCCUGUGAGAAGGUGCUGACAGCUCAGGGACGAGGGCGGUACUUCCUGCGCCUAGCUUUAAAUCAGAAGUUACUAGCUACUGCCAUUCAACAGCUGGCUCGGAAUCCAAAACUGCUGGAGUGUUACGAUCCUCUGGUCUCAGUGCUGGGAAAUGAAGAUUUCAUGGAGCCGUUCCUCUCACUGAUGCUGGUGGUGUCAGAGAUGAAUUUCUCCCUGGAUCUGCAGAAUUCCAGUUUCUUGGAUGAAAGUUGGCUGCUGCCGGUGUGCAUGACCUAUGAGACUGUACCCUGCAGAGAACUGGGGAUGGUGCUCAGGUACUUGGACGGUCGGAUCUUCGUCAUCGAGGUGCUUCCCGAGAGCCAGGCAGAGGUGGAUGAGGUGGUGCUGGCUGGAGACGUCAUUGACGAGAUCAGUGGCUUUUCCCUGAGAAAUGCACGCAACGGACAGGCAGGGACUGUGCUGCAGAAGCUGAAGGGCAAGCCCCUGAGCUUCCGCAUGAUCCGGUGGAAGUGGCACGACGGAGGGAUGUACAAGCCGCUGCUGCCCUACCUGAACGUGCUGAGGGAGAAGGUCCCCAGCUUCCAGCUCCAACAGGAGCACAGACACAAAGAGGAGAAGGAGGAGCGGUGCCUGCAGGGGGGCAGGCUACUGUACAACCUGCGGUACCUGGGCCAGGCCAAUGUCGGAAAGUACGGUGGCAAAGAGGUGCUGGACGAAGGCAUACCCAAGGUGUUAGAGCAGCACCUGUGCCCACAGGAAGUUUUAUUUGACGUGAAAGAAACUGAAGUCUUCAUACAAGAGAAAACCUCUUCCAAGGUUCUGUUCCAAUACCCCUAUCCAGAGAUCUCCUGUGUGGGUCGCCGUCUGGACAGCAACCAUCUUUUUGCCUUUUGCGUUGCGGUUUCACCAGGGACCCCUGAACACAGUACCUUUGACUGUCUGGUGUUUGAAUCAAAUUCUGAGAAUGAAUGUGAAGAAAUUAUCAAGAGAAUUGCUUUUUGUUCUGGUUUAGGACUGAAGAGGAGCUAUCCAGCGGUUACAGAAAAUGAAAUUAAAACUAAAACAAGCUAUGAUGGGAAGGCGCAUAUGCAAAAUUCCAAAGAUACACGUAUCUACUCAGACACAUAUAGAUAAUAAAAUACAAAGUGCAGACAAAACAAACUUACCAGGUAAAA
Messenger RNA from Trachemys scripta elegans, 1665 nucleotides. RefSeq lists its product as uncharacterized. Gene Ontology annotation, molecular function: protein binding. NCBI's taxonomy places the organism in Eukaryota, Metazoa, Chordata, Testudines, Emydidae. The coding region runs from base 233 to 1624 and encodes 463 amino acids. The transcript has 16 exons. The record is from RefSeq and is a predicted model, not a curated record.